GUAUCGACGUCAUCAAAUAGCGACAAUGCGUAAUGCGCCAUCUUUGUGCGCCCGUUUAUUUACGUCAUGGCGUCGGUGGAUUUCAGAGACAACCUGCUGGGCAUAUCCUGGGUGGACAGCGGCUUGGUGCCCAUUCUCAACCCUGGAAAUGUACUCGAUUACUUCUCGGAGAGGAGUAACCCCUUUUAUGACCGCACUUGUAAUAACGAGGUGGUGAAGAUGCAGCGGCUCAGCCUGGACCAUCUCAAUCAAAUGGUGGGGGUGGAGUACAUUCUUCUCCAUGCGCAAGAGCCCAUUCUCUACAUCAUCCGUAAGCAACAGAGACAGUCACCCACGCAAGUGAUUCCCUUGGCUGACUACUACAUCAUCAUCGGAGUGGUCUAUCAAGCUCCGGACCUCAGCACGGUCAUCAGCUCCAGAGCGCUUUCUGCCGUUCACGGCAUCCAGUCUGCGUUUGACGAAGCCAUGUCCUACUGCCGCUACCAUCCCUCCAAAGGAUACUGGUGGCACUUUAAAGACCAGGAAGAGAGAGAAAAAAAUAAACCGAAAUCCAAGAAGAAGGAGGAGCCGGGUUCACUUUUCCAGAGACAUCGCGUGGACACGCUGCUUUUGGACCUCAGGUCAAAGUUCCCGCCAACCUUCUACCAGCCAAAGCCUGGAGAGAAGCCCAUUCCCGUGGAGGUGAAAAAAGAGCCUGAACCUCCCACGGAAACCGUCAAACAAGAUGAAAGGGAGCCAGCAGCCAAAUCCUCCUCCGCCGCCGCCACUACCGUCGCGGCCGCUGCCGCGCCGACCAACAAGCCGCCUCCUGAAAAGCGACCGCGUCUCCAGUGACACCCCCUCCACCCCCCAUUACACCAACAGGAAACCCAAUUAGGACUUUGUCUCCGCCACUCGGCCGCUGUGUGGUCAGGAUGAGGAAUUGGUUCUCGUGUCGGGCCCGGAUGCCUCCCACGCAGCAUUAUUGAAUAAUGAUAACAAUAUGAACCCUGGUGGGGAUGGGCCAGCGGAUGUUUGAUGAUCUGUUUGAUGACAUCAGCAUUUUCCAUCCACGAUUACUUUCACCCAAGUACGCAAGAUUCCUCGCCCGGCUCAUUUCAUACACUGCUUGUUGUCUGUUUUUUGUGUACUAAAAUGUAUUAUGUUUUUUUUUUUCCUUGUGUGACAGCAAUACACUUUUGUAAUUAUGUUAUUAUAUCCUCCAUAUGUGUUUAUUCUUGACAACAUUGGACUCACUGCA
Hippocampus zosterae (dwarf seahorse) is the source of this 1240-nucleotide messenger RNA. It is a transcript of the gene med6, whose product is annotated as mediator complex subunit 6. The record is from RefSeq and is a predicted model, not a curated record. Gene Ontology annotation, cellular component: mediator complex; core mediator complex. Gene Ontology annotation, biological process: regulation of transcription by RNA polymerase II. The transcript has 8 exons. Gene Ontology annotation, molecular function: transcription coactivator activity. NCBI's taxonomy places the organism in Eukaryota, Metazoa, Chordata, Actinopteri, Syngnathiformes, Syngnathidae. Bases 67 to 834 code for a protein of 255 amino acids.